Messenger RNA from Lacerta agilis (Sand lizard), 740 nucleotides. RefSeq lists its product as uncharacterized. NCBI's taxonomy places the organism in Eukaryota, Metazoa, Chordata, Lepidosauria, Squamata, Lacertidae. The record is from RefSeq and is a predicted model, not a curated record. Bases 84 to 695 code for a protein of 203 amino acids. The transcript is spliced from 2 exons.
AAGAAACCCCAGCCCAGUGAGAACUGCACGGCCACCUUGAAAGGGGGAUAUCCUGUGCAGGACUGAAUAGAAAGCAGUCUGAGAUGUUGGGGAAAACAGCUGCCAUGCCAAUGCCCGCCCCCCAGAGACAGCGGCAGGAUGUCUUCUACUGCCCAUCUGGGUACCAGUCUGAGUACACACUCUUUCACACCAGCCGGGUAAUCAAGUACGUCUUUUUGGAUGGGAGUCAGAACAUUGUCCCAACUCCUGCUGCAGCUGCAGCACACACUUCACCAGCCUUGGAGUCUCAAGUGGGCUACCUGGAGUCAACUAAGGGCUACUAUUACCCAUUCAUCAUUCCUGACCACAGCCUGGCCAGCUCUUACUGGGCCCCCGACCUGGAGAGACUCCCCAUCUUCAUCACUCUCUCCAAGAGCCAGGAGAAGCUGAGCGGCGGCUGGGGGCGCCCACUCAUCUCCCGGGACCGGCUGCCCAUCUUCCGGCAGUUGUGUGGAGAAUUGGCUGGGUUGGCAGUCCACAGGCGCGAGAACCUAGUGGUACCCAAAGCUGCAAAGGAGGAGAUGGAGAAGCCUGAGGACCUUGAGGCAGUGGGACUUGGCAAUCUGCUGGACAGCGAGGAUGGGGAGGAGAAGGAAGGGGAGUCUGGCAGUUGCAUGAUCCAGACUUCUCCUAGGGAAAGGGAAACUCAGCUCUAAGGGGCUUCUCUCUGAACUCACAAUAUAAUCUGUGAUGCCGAAAGA